AUGGCCUCCAACAACUCUCUCCCAAUUGCUGUUUUCCCCCGGAAAAUCUCAACUUCUGCCGCGGUCGAUCUCUACGAUCCGUUAGUCGAGCGCAAGUUUCCUGACGCGUCAAAAUAUAAUUUGGUGGUUCUCAGUGGUGGAAUGGCAGAUGUAUCCUACUCUUUGCCUUGGGUACUUGAUGUGUUGGAGUAUGUGCGAAUGGUCGCACGAGACUUCCCUGCGACGAAGAUUCUUGGGAUUUGCUGGGGUCACAAUGCUGUAUCUCGGGCACUUGGUGGACAGGCUACUAUUGAAGAUAUCCACCUCACGGAAGCCGGAAAACAGUUCUUUCCGUUUGCCGCGACAUCUGGCUCUACCUUCAUUCUCCUGGCAGAGAAUCACGAGUGCUUCGUCAACGAAACAAACAACGUCCCCACUUUCCAAGCCCAUCCCAAGCUCUCGAAUGAUAUGGCCAAGAAGAUGCUUUUGGGGGGUACAACGGAAACUUCUACGGAGCAAUUGGAGAAGGAAUUUGAGAAACUGGACAAGCCCACUGAUGGUGUCAAACUACUUGAACGGAUCAUUCAAUGGCUCAAAGAGUAG
Messenger RNA from Penicillium argentinense, 582 nucleotides. Its product is annotated as copper/iron-regulated glutamine amidotransferase. Gene Ontology annotation, cellular component: nucleus; cytosol. The transcript is spliced from 4 exons. The record is from RefSeq and is a predicted model, not a curated record. The coding region runs from base 1 to 582 and encodes 193 amino acids. NCBI's taxonomy places the organism in Eukaryota, Fungi, Ascomycota, Eurotiomycetes, Eurotiales, Aspergillaceae.